AUGGCUGAUAAGAAUCCUACUCAAAAGAAGAGGAAACAUAAGAGUAGAGCACCUCCUGGUCCUGACCAGGCCCAGAUUAACUGGAAAGAAGAUGAAUUCCAGAACCUCGUUAGAGGACAUAACUUUCGAUCUGAGUGGGGGGCUCGAUAUCCUCCGUCUGGAUCUACUGCACUGGAUGCCCCCCCUGGUUUUAUCACUUUAUAUGCUGCUUUCUUCCGGGAAGGCAAUUUUAGGUUGCCCAUUACUAAGUUUGUUGCUGACGUUCUGAGAGGUUAUGGUCUUCAUAUUUCUCAGAUAAAUGCUAUUGGGCUCCCCCGGAUUACUCACUUCGAGUUUGUUUGCCGGUCUUAUCGAGUUGAACCGACGUUUCCAAUGUUCAACACUUUUUAUAGUGUUUCGUAUUCCAGUGGGUUCUACUCUUUCCAGGCUAGGAUGGGGGUCGCUCAGGUGUGUUCGGUGCCGAUAAAGGGCAUUCAUGACUGGAAGCAAAAGUUUUUCUAUAUCCGUCGCGGUGUGAUUCCGACGGAUAUGUCGUAUAGGCAUGUGGAACAAGGGGUUCCCAGGGUGGAUGUUCUUCCCGACUAUGGUGAUCAAGACUGGUUUAAGAAGAUAACUGCGAAGCCGACGGCUAUUUCCCAACUGGAUGAGAUGGCCUUGGUUGGUGCAGGGAUGAGUUUGUUGUGGGUUCCUAAACAUCCGUUGGGUCAGCCUGCGUAUAGCCACAAGGGCAGAUUUGGUUAUAGUUUGCUGAAUGCCUUGGACCCGAAAUCAGCGGGUGCCAUGGUUGAAGCUAUCCAAGCUGAUGGGAAUCCAACGUGGUUGGAGCAAAUACAUGACCGUUUUCUUCAUCCUACCGAUGCGAGUUUGAGUCGAUACGCCAAUGAAGUUCUUGGUGAGGAUGAUGAGGAUGACUUGGUCGACUCUGGUCGAGAGGAAGUCGUUAUCCUUUCUAGUGGAAGUUCUGACCGGGAUGUUGAAGAUCUAAUAUCUCAUUCCGCGCGUGCAGGUACCACGCCUGGUGGUGUUGCUGAGCCGGUACAUGGGUUUGCUGAGGAUGAUGACGAUGCGGAGGCAUCUGUUGAUCCGUCUGCCCAGUUGGAGACGAGGAAGAGGGCAAGGACGGAGAAAUCUGUAAGAAAGGAAGGGAAGAAAGAGGGUGGAGCUGCUGGAUCUUCUCGCCCUGGGGAGGUGCGUCAAGGGUCUGAUCCUGACGAUAAAGCUACUUUAACUGAGCACAUGAAGAAGAAGGCUCUUGAUGAUCAUAAGCGUCAUCUUGAUGAACAAGCUGCUGCCCUUCUUGCGGCCAAGAAGGCCAAGCUUCAGAAGGAUGCCCCCCCAGCCCCUUCUGAAUCUGAGGUUGAUUUGGGUGUAUUUAGUGGGGGUCGAGGGAAUUUGUUGGAGAAGAUAUUUGAGGCUUCUGCUCCCCGGCCUGGUAACUUAGUUUCUGUGUAUGUUUUUGUCAUCUUUUAUUUUGUCUUUUUUGCUAAUUGUAAUUUUGUGGCAGAAUCUAAGACUAGCAAGAAGCCACGGCCAGUGGAUAUUUCUCAGAUUACUCCACCUACCUCUCCUCCUUCGAGGACUGUUGGCUUGACCCCUCCUCGAGAUGAUGCUGAUGUAACUGUGAAGGGCGGUGAAGGGUUUGAAGGUAUAUUUGAGGGAGGUGACGCUGCUGGUGGUGAUGUUGGCGGUGAUGCUGGUGGAGUUGAUAAGGGUAAAGGUAUUGAAGUGGAGAUGGAGUCUAGUGAGACUACUCCACAACAAACCAUUUACACAAAACGUCCUCCCGUUGAAGGUGGAGCCACUUCUGGCUUUGUGCGGAGUCCGCACUUUGAACAGAAUCCUGGUGAUUCCUGGGGUAACCCGGCUUGCGAUGAUUUGCCGCACGUCCCCCGUUGGGGCCUUACUCAGGGCUCCCGCAUGAAUGACUUGCAGAACUGUCAGGAGUUCUUCUCAUUAUCCCUUCCCCCUGCCGAGAGGAUGUUUCAGAAAAACCGCAGCCGCUUUGCCCUUAUAGAUGAUCAUGUUACGGCUGGGGUUAACUUCUUUGCCACCUCUCAGGAGAUUCUUCGUGAGUGGCGUUCUAUGGGAGAAGAAACUAUGGCGUUUGAGGAGGCCAAGAAGGCAUUUGCUGAAGAGAAGGAAAAAUUUAAUACAGAGCAGAAGGGUCUUCAAUGGCGGGUUACUGAGGCUGAGCGGAAAUUUGAAGAGCAGAAACAGUUAAACGAGCAAAAACAAAAGGAUUGGGAGUCGGCCUGUGCUCGUACGAACGCGGAGAUGCAGUCGCAGCGUGAUGCUAUUGUGCGGCUGUCUGGUGAGAAGACUGCUCUCGCGGAAGAGGCUCAUCAAGCGCGUCUUGCGGCGGAGAAGAAGGAAAAGGAGUACAUUGCGCGGAUAGAUAAGCUGGAGCUUCUUGUGCAGGCGAAGACUUCGGAGUGUGAGGCUGCUCAGCGUCUUCUUGAUGAGAAGGCGGCGGAGUGCCGUGCGUCUGAGCUCCUUGCUGAGGAAGCUUCAGCUGAUAGUAGGUGGCUGCUAUCUCGCGGUGUUCCAUUGCUUGCUGAUCGUAUCUUGAAUUCUCCUGAGCUUGCCCAAUACAUGUUUGAGUUGGGUGGGGCAGGUUAUAAUAGUGGCCGCAAGAAUGGAUAUGCUGAAGGCAGGUGUGCUGCUGCAAACAAUGAGAAGGAUUACAAGUUUGAGCUGUAUAAGGCUGAUUGCGAUAAUGCGUAUGCGAAGAAACGGCGAGAGUUUGCAAUGCUUGAUUUUGCCGUAGUUAAGGCUGCUGGUAAGUUGGCCCUCAAAGCGGAUGGGGUAGCUUUGUUAAAGAAGGCAUUGGGAGAAGAUGAUGCUAGCGGUGCGGGUGGUGCUGGUUCCAGCCGCACUUAGUUUGGGAUUUCCGGCCUGUGUGCCGCGUACAGCCUUGUAUGGGCUUGUAAUGAUGUUUCAAGACAAUUU
Molecule: messenger RNA, 2949 nt
Organism: Helianthus annuus (common sunflower)
Lineage: Eukaryota; Viridiplantae; Streptophyta; Magnoliopsida; Asterales; Asteraceae
Exons: 4
Coding region: 1-2880 (959 amino acids)
Source: RefSeq, a predicted model, not a curated record